AUGUUUCGUGUCUCAUUGCGGUCUGCUUCAGACCCUUUGCGUGGACAUGCCUCCAUCCCAUAUCUAGCUCGCAGGUCCGCGCCGGCCAGCUUGCGCCAGUUCUAUCGGACAACUGCGCUAUUGUCCCAGUCUGAUUCUCAAGGACACGAGUCAGUCGACGCGUCAAAAAAGGCCGGGUCAUCUUCAAGCGACCACUCGCCUUUAGACAACCUCUCUACAAGCCAACCCAACGCGGACCAACCCAAAAGUUCGAGUAACAAGAAAAGUGGAUCAUCGACGAAUACAAAGAGACCAAAUAUCAAACUCAAUGCACGACAAAGGCGCCGAAUUCGAGAGCUUAUCCCAGAUCUCAACCCGUCAAAGCGAGAUGUUUCUGGCUCGAUUCAACAACCGCAGGCGGAACAAGAACUACAACCAGACCAAGCGACGCAUCCUGCUGAAUCAAACGAUGACCUGGUGACUGGCUCAGCACAGGCGUCAUCUGGUAAACCGGCAAGAACCAACACACUGAACUUGAUGUCCACGAGCAACGUAGUAGAGGAAAUCCUCCGAGCAGCUCAGGUACCAAAACGCAAACCCAAGGUUAGCGAGCCCGCAAGUGAGACUCCGAAAGACAAUGAGAACCAGGGCGGCGAAAGGGAAACAUUGACACAUGUUGCCAAGCAUGUUCUGAACAAGGACUGCGGAUCUGUGUCAUCGACAGCAUUACAAUUGACUGCACUGGACCACCCUAUGUCGCCUGUUCCAGGUGUUUCCUUUGGCCUUGAUCGUGUGCUUUUCAACCCUGGUGUCUACCACCUUCGCGAUCCUCGGUCUCGUGUUUACAAUUUUGACCCCUACCUGGGCGAUAUCAUGCCUGUUACAGAGUUCGAUUUCAAUACUCUGAAGCCAUACAUUACAUCUUCAAAGGAUACUGUUCUCUGCGAAAUGGCCCAGAAGACGCAGAAGAAAUACUACGGGUCCUCAUCAAGCAUGACCUCAGCCCUUUCUCAUUUCCAUUACCUUUUGUCCUCUUGGCGAACUAUCGAUACCCGCAACGUUUCCCAGGGAUUCCCUGAGAAACUACGCACCUUCACUCGCCUUCUCCGUGCACCGACUGCCAUGUUCGUCCAUUACAAGGAGAAAGAGGAUGUAUACGCAAUUGACGCCGAUAAAGAAUUUGACUCGGCCAACAUUCUCAUGAACCUCGGAAAGUCAAUGGAGAAACUACUCACACUACCAAAGGAGGAGUUUGAGCGGUACCGCCGGUCCAGUGCCAACAAGAUCACCCCAGAGGAAGAGGAAGCUGUCCCUGAGUCCUACCACUACACCACUUUGGGUAAAUUCCUCAUGCGAUCCCAGCUGGACGCCUAUGAUCCUCGACUGCCAGGUACUGGCAUGUACGAUCUCAAAACCCGUGCUGUAGUCUCAAUCCGCAUGGACGCUGCCAACCACGAAAAGGGAGUCGGGUAUGAGCUCAAGGGUCGAUUCGGCACCUGGGAAUCCUACGAACGUGAGUACUUCGAUAUGAUGCGUGCCGCGUUCCUCAAGUACUCGCUGCAAGUACGCGUUGGCCGCAUGGAUGGAAUCUUCGUGGCAUACCACAACAUCGAGCGUAUCUUCGGAUUCCAAUACGUCAGUCUUCCCGAAAUGGACCAGUCACUCCAUGGACAGCUGGACACCACACUUGGCGAUACCGAGUUCAAGAUCAGUUUAACAUUGUGGGAGAAGAUCAUGGACAAAGCCACAGCCAAGUUCCCCAAACAAUCCCUGCGUUUCCACUUCGAGACCCGAGAGGCCGUGAAUCCCUUCAUGUACAUUUUCGCCCAGCCUGUCACGGACGAGCAAAUCCACGCCAUCCAGACAAGGAACUCAGCCGAGAUCGAAGCUCUCCAAAAUAAACUUCUAGGACUUGGAAACCCAGAAGACGGAGUCGCGGAGCCCGGCGAGAACCAGGAACUCCGCACCUCCAAACCCGAAGACCAAGAGUCAACCGAGGAAUACGACCCGAACCUCAUGGCCAUGACCCUCCUCACCAAGAAUUACGUCAACGGAGAAUUAGUCGAACGUCCCGAGAGUUUCUCAAAGAGAGACACCUGGACUGUUGACUAUGAGAUCAACGAGCUCAGCCCGAAACAGGGCAAUGCCAUUUUACAAAUGUGCAAGACUCGCCGCCGCAAGGUCCUGGAUAAAGAGGAUGACGAAGCCAACACCGAGAAUGUCGAAUUCCUUCAGCGGUUGCGAAACAUCAGUGAGCAGGGCCGUGUGUUCCGCGCUAAGGAGAAUGAGAGAGAUCGGAAACAUGGCAUUGUCGUCUACUCUGAUGGCGUGUCUCAAAACUGA
Penicillium nucicola is the source of this 2322-nucleotide messenger RNA. Its product is annotated as Pet127 family protein. The transcript is spliced from 2 exons. The record is from RefSeq and is a predicted model, not a curated record. The coding region runs from base 1 to 2322 and encodes 773 amino acids. Gene Ontology annotation, cellular component: mitochondrial envelope; mitochondrion. Gene Ontology annotation, biological process: mitochondrial RNA 5'-end processing. Lineage: Eukaryota; Fungi; Ascomycota; Eurotiomycetes; Eurotiales; Aspergillaceae.